GCUCUUUGGCUAAAGUUAGCUAGCAAGCUGUCAAGCUGUCAAGUGGAGAGGCUGGGACAAACGUUUCAGCUUCCCCUGGCUUGGCCACUCAAACGCGGCCAUUUAUUUCCCCACAAUUCAUUGUAAGCCAUAGUUUAUGUCGUCAGCUGGGAUAAUGUAAUUCUUCACGGGCGCACGUCAACAGAGACAUUCGUAACUAUAAUUAGAUGCAUUUUGUACUGAGUGACGAUUAUUACUUGCUAACAGGCUAGCUAGCCUAGCUGUGCCGUCGUAAAUUCAUAAUUUCAUCGGGUUGCCCAUUCUGGUGCAACGAAUUAGAACACUGUUCAGCUUUCCUCUGCAGUUUUGCUCCUGUCCAUUCGUAAUUGGGUUUUUGGUGGGACACAAUGGGGGCUUUCCUGGAUAAACCAAAGAUGGAGAAAUACAAUUCUCAUGGUGAGGGGAAUAGCCUGAGGUAUGGUCUAAGCAGUAUGCAGGGCUGGCGAGUGGAGAUGGAAGAUGCGCACACAGCAGUAAUAGGUCUGCCUCAUGGGCUGGACCUUUGGUCCUUUUUUGCUGUUUAUGAUGGCCAUGCAGGCUCUCAGGUGGCCAAAUACUGCUGUGAGCACCUGCUUGAGCACAUCACAACUAAUUCAGACUUCCAGAGUGCUCUACAGGAGGAGGCCUGUGUAGACAGUGUGAAGAAUGGGAUCCGUACAGGGUUCCUGCAGAUUGAUGAACAUAUGCGAACCAUCUCAGAGAAGAAGCAUGGUGUGGACCGCAGUGGUUCGACUGCAGUGGGAGUGUUAAUUUCUCCCACUCAUGUGUACUUUAUCAACUGUGGUGACUCUCGUGCACUGCUGAGCAGGGCUGGAGCAGUGCACUUCUUCACACAGGAUCACAAACCUAAUAAUCCCUUGGAGAAGGAGAGGAUCCAGAAUGCUGGUGGCUCUGUUAUGAUCCAGCGUGUCAACGGUUCCCUGGCUGUGUCCCGAGCACUUGGAGACUUCGACUACAAAUGUGUGCAUGGAAAAGGCCCCACAGAGCAGCUGGUGUCUCCUGAGCCUGAAGUUUAUGCUAUAGAGCGAUCUGAAGCAGAAGAUGAAUUUAUAAUUCUAGCAUGUGAUGGCAUCUGGGAUGUUAUGGCCAAUGAACAACUCUGUGACUUUGUCAGGUCAAGGCUAGAGGUGACAGAUGACCUUGAACGAGUCAGCAAUGAAAUCCUUGACACCUGCUUGUAUAAGGGGAGUCGGGACAAUAUGAGUGUUGUGCUAGUCUGUUUUUCUGGGGCACCCAAGGUUUCACCUGAAGCAGUGAAGCGUGAAUUUGAGCUGGAUAAAUACUUGGAAUCCAGAGUAGAAGAAAUACUCAAAAAGCAAGGAGAUGAAGGAGUCCCAGAUUUGGUCCAUGUGAUGCGGACAUUAGCAUCUGAAAGCAUCCCCAACCUUCCACCUGGAGGAGAGCUGGCAAGCAAGCGAAGUGUAAUUGAGGCGGUAUACAACAAACUGAAUCCGUAUCGAAGUGAUGACACGGACUCGGCCUCCACAGACGACAUGUGGUAACCCAAGCUCUGGCACUAACACAGCGUUUACACAGCACCACCUCUCCAGACCACAGCAGCUCGCUCAGAGGCCCUUGGACCUCUGGGCUCUGGGUUUUCAAGAAGGGAAAUUAAUGAGAGGAGGGAGGCGGAGAUGCAUGCACACCAACGUCUUAAGUGCUGCACCAGUCCACUCUGGAUUCAGGAUCCCCAGCGUCUUGUCUCCAUCUGUCCUCACCUUAUACUCUCCUCUAAAGUAACCCAUAACAAGUGAGUCCUCAAGGUUUUCUUAUUUUUGGUUCAAUUAUCCGCUUCAGUAGAAAGUUUAUUUUUGCUGUAAUUAAUUUGAUUCACAUUUCUAUUUGUGUGUGUUUGUAUAUUUCUGUUUUUGUGAAGUGCAAUUGUCGUGUACAAAUGGCCUGUAUUUAUGCAGCUUGAUUUUAAGUUAAAUGAAAAAGAGAACCUUCCAUGCACUGUCUGCCUUUUUCUGCCCUUCUGGAACUGUUCCAAAUGUCUGAGUGAAGACUUCUGCUUGCCCUUCCACCAUACAGCACUUUCCUUUUCAUUUGAACAGUUGUACUCUGAAGAAACGGGUAAAUGUAUAGUUGACAGCACAGUAAGCUCUCUGUACCACACCAUUAACCCUGUGCUUUUAUUGUAUUUUUAUUUUUCUAUGUGCAUUUGUCAACAUGCUUCUACUGAAACUUUGUUAGAGAGAGCCCUGGAAGCAUGUCAGUGGAAAGGGAGUUCUGAAUGUGCAGCUUCUAUCAAAGUCUAAAUCUUUUGUUCUGUCCCCAUAACAUCACUGAGCAACGUUUACAAGCUGUUAGCUUUUAAUAAUGGUUCAGAUUGCAUCAUUCUGAAGAAUCCCUGAUCUGCCACUGUGAAUAAGGACAUACCUUUUCCUAAAUGAUUCUCAUCAAAAUUCUGUCAUAACAUGACAAAUUUCAGCAGAGAAAGGUCUUUUUUUCAUCAUGUCAAAUUUUACUUUUAGAAAAACAUUGUGAUGUUUUAACUAGAAUUUUCAUGAUCAUGCAGAUCAGCGAUUCCAUCUGACCUGCCCAUUGUUUGCCAACAUAUGCUUUAUGACAGCCGUUUCCCAUUUCUUUUCAUGAUAGGUAGUGGAAAGCUUUAAAGCUACAAUAUUGUUGUGACUUUAUGAUUAAUAGAUUUACCUGAGCAGUGACAAUAAAUCCAAACUUCUAAUCAACUUUGAAUUGAAUAAUAAUAAACUUAACCUUAAACUACUCCUUUUGUACAACCUUUGUUGCCAAAACUUUGUAUGUCAAAUAGCCAUGAUCAUCAAGUAUUUUUCAUAAUUUAACCCAAGAACAAAUGUUUCAUUUUCUUUGCACAAUUCUCUGCUAAGCCCCUUCCACUGCAUUCAAACACAGCAGUAUGCUGCAGCUUGCCUCUUGUGUUUUUGUGUGAUACUUUCCCAUACUGACAUUCACUUUGUCUCAACAAAUCUAUUAAAAUGUCUCUAACUUUUUUUAUUUAUUUUUUGCGCACCAUUGUUGGAGAUUCAUGUAUGUAUAUAUUUUGACUUUCAAGGAAUAAAUCAUGUUGCUUGAGCUAGUUCUUUUUUGCCAUAGACAAAGGAUGAUUCCAGUGUAUAUCUAUAGUCAGUUGGUAUAUUAAAGUCCUAUUGUACUAAUUUAGACGACAAUCGUGACCCUUUAUGAUUUGUGUAGAUACAUUCUUUUAUGUGCUUUAAAUGUGCUUUUUGGCAGAAGGGUCAGAGAGCACAUUGAACUGAUUUUUUAAAUUGGCCUAAAAGUAUUAAAGCUGCUCUCUUUUGGCCUCUUAAGCUGGUUUCAAAACCGUAGUGCUCUGUGCUGGUCCGUGCUGUGUAAAGGCCAAGCUCACGGCAUGGACCACGCUCAGUCCAAGGGUAAUUCUAUAGACUUCACCCUGUUCACUACAAAUGCGCAAGGAAAAACAAGAACUCAUGCAAAUCCUGAAGGCUGAGUGGAUCUGAGCAAUUGAGCACUGGUCAGAAAUGUGUUUGAUUUUGAGGAUGCACUUAACUACCAGCUCCAAUAGGCCUGUAUAAGCUACUGCAGCCAUUCUGCUCACAUAACACAAAUAUCACACAACAGUCAAGAGUAAAUUCUUUCUACAAGUGGGAUUUUAGUUUGCACUGUAGAGUCUGGCAUAUGUCUGCUGUAAACCCAGACUAUAGAAAUACCAUUGUUUUAUUCAAAUACUCUUGCCUUCACUCCACACACUGCUUUUUACUGAGUGUGUCUCUCUUCACAAACAUGUAAUACCAUUUUAAAAGUUUUAUUUUUUUAAUAUAAUUUAUUUCAGUUAAGUGCAUAUUUACAAUAUGUUGUGCAGUCCCAGUUUCAAAAUAAAGUCUCAUCUGGCUUCUUAAGAACCCAAUUCCUCCUGUGCUAAUGUCAUAUACUAAUUAUUGGUGGUUAUUGGAGAGAUUUUGCCUGUAGUACUUUAUGACUAAUUUGCAGCUUACAUCUGAAAGCUGCUUUGUGAAAAACUUAGAACAAAUCUGCCCUUUCCCUUUUCACUUUGCUUCAUAAUGUUGUACUUGUGUCAAUAAAAAUAGUUGAGACUGACUGUAGUUUGCCCCUCACCCUAUAUCUCCUGUGUUGACUGAAUUGUUCCAGUUUCAAAGUAAAGAGUUGAUAUGAUUAAUAUUGUAUUUCACAUCUAAAAACACUAUUGGUCUUUGGUAAAAUAUGGAGUCCUAUUUGUGAUACUUGCAAAUAUAGGGUUAAGGGGUUUUAGCAAAGUGUAAUAUUAGCUCUAAUACUAGAAUAAAUGGCUGUACCACGCACUUAAUGAAAUCAGAAUAAAAUAGAUAUUAACCAAUGUAUAAAGCUCUUUGAUGCUGACUUGGUUGCCUGUGCCCAGUUAUCUAUUGCACAAGGCUGUCUGUCAGGAGGUUGUCCUCUUUUAUGUAACCAAUAUGUUCCCGGGUUGUGUGGUUGACUGUGCUGCCCUAACUGUGGUGGUUCUUUCCCCACCACUCAGAGAUAAGCUCACCGAUUUGCCUUACCUGAUGUUAUGUAUUCCCUCAAAGUGUGCUCCACCACAGACACAGCCCUGUUUCCUCUCAGCACAGCACCUGUAAGGCUUGUGUAGCCAUUUUCCAGAGACUGUAUGUCCAGACCUUCUACAGUUUCUAUACCCAUUUAUAUUUAAAUGGGUAAAGAACCUCAAUCCAUUUCUACAGCAGAUAAAUUCAACCCAAUAAAUCAAAUCUGUUUGUAUAAAAAUGGACAGGGUUGUUUUCUGUAAAGGUCUGAAACUCUGUCAGUGAACACAAGCCAUGCUGUAGUUUGAUGGGAACUUGGCUUUUUAAUGUUGGUGUGUUUCCAUGUCUCUGCAAAGAGACUGUCCUGGUUCAACAAGGUACAAGCUUCCAGCCUGUGGUUGGUUGGAAGCUCUUUUUCCAUGUUUUUGAAUUUUGAGGAAUAAAACCUGAAAUGAGUUUUCACCUCAGGUGAUAUCAUACCAAUUCAAGUGUUAACAUGGCAACCUCUUGAUGAUGUGCACACAUACGUUCAUGUUGGAUAUAUCUCUGAUUACAUGCAGAAAUGGCUUUAGAGUGCUGUAGAUAAAUAUUGUCAUGUUGAUUCAAAAGCUUGUCAGAGGCCUCUGUGAGUGAUUUGACAACGUUCAAUAACUGUAUAUUUUGUAUUCUAUUUUAGCUCCAAAGGAAUGGCAGAGAAAAAUAGAAAACAUGUUUAAAAAAGCUUUGUUCCCUGAACUAAAUCGUACUAUUUGUGUUGUCAAUUGAACAAAUUGCAUUCCUUGCCUGUGAAUUGAUGCAUUUUUCUCCCUGCUCCUUACAUCUCUUCUUUUACCUUAAUUUCUUUCAUUUUUUAGCCUUUUGAAGUUUGAAGAAAUUUCUAGUUUGCAGAAUGUAUUACUAAAUAAAUGGCUUGUCAUCUUGUA
Messenger RNA from Boleophthalmus pectinirostris (great blue-spotted mudskipper), 5443 nucleotides. It is a transcript of the gene ppm1aa, whose product is annotated as protein phosphatase, Mg2+/Mn2+ dependent, 1Aa. Gene Ontology annotation, biological process: protein dephosphorylation; positive regulation of canonical NF-kappaB signal transduction; negative regulation of canonical NF-kappaB signal transduction. The transcript has 6 exons. The coding region runs from base 387 to 1541 and encodes 384 amino acids. Gene Ontology annotation, cellular component: nucleus; cytosol. The record is from RefSeq and is a predicted model, not a curated record. Gene Ontology annotation, molecular function: manganese ion binding; protein serine/threonine phosphatase activity; magnesium ion binding. NCBI's taxonomy places the organism in Eukaryota, Metazoa, Chordata, Actinopteri, Gobiiformes, Gobiidae.